AUGCACGAAGCAGACCGUGAGCAGUAUCCAAACUUGUUCGAUGUGGACCAGAACUAUGGCCUCUGCCACCGACUGGAUCGAGAAACCAGCGGCACUGUGCUCGUCGGCGUCACGAAGAAGUCACGCACGCAGAUGCGUGAGUGCUUCCAUCGCCACUACGUGCGGAAGCUGUGCGCCUGGAACGUUCAGUCAAAAUAUCAAGGCUUCAAAACUCUUGGGUCCUUAAUACAAGAUUGA
Messenger RNA from Symbiodinium sp. CCMP2456, 237 nucleotides. The record is from the annotation of a GenBank genome assembly. NCBI's taxonomy places the organism in Eukaryota, Dinophyceae, Suessiales, Symbiodiniaceae.